Messenger RNA from Aspergillus campestris IBT 28561, 1483 nucleotides. Its product is annotated as NEDD8-activating protein UBA3. Bases 152 to 1417 code for a protein of 421 amino acids. The transcript is spliced from 7 exons. Gene Ontology annotation, molecular function: NEDD8 activating enzyme activity. Lineage: Eukaryota; Fungi; Ascomycota; Eurotiomycetes; Eurotiales; Aspergillaceae. The record is from RefSeq and is a predicted model, not a curated record. Gene Ontology annotation, cellular component: cytoplasm; nucleus. Gene Ontology annotation, biological process: protein neddylation.
UCGCUCCUGGAGUACCCCAGUAUCUGAGACUGAAAAAGAGUAUAUAUCUUGUGCUGAUAUCAUGAUCUAGACAAGUGCUACUGUUAAAAAGAGCUCCGCAGUCAAUAGUACCACCUCUGUUACCCAACAACCCAACGUCUACUUCUUGAAGAUGGCUUCUGCAGACUCUGCGACACGAUGGAAAUACCUGUACAAGGCUCUGUCUAAACCUGGUCCGUUCAGUGACGAAGACUGGGUCCCUGGUUCAGAAACGAUAAGCGCUCUGGAGUCUUCCAAAGUCCUUGUAAUAGGCGCAGGUGGACUAGGAUGUGACAUUCUAAAGAACCUGGCCUUAUCAGGCUUCAAAGACAUCCAUGUCAUCGAUAUGGAUACCAUCGACAUAUCCAACCUGAACCGCCAAUUCCUGUUUCGCCAAGCGGACAUAGGGAAGCCCAAGGCAGAAGUCGCCGCCGCUUUCGUAGAGAAACGCGUCAAAGGUGUCAAGAUCACGCCCUACGUGGGAAAGAUCCAAGACAAAGACGAGGACUACUACAUGCAGUUCAAGCUCGUCGUCUGCGGUCUUGACAGUAUCGAAGCUCGGCGCUGGAUCAACUCUACCCUGAUUUCAAUGGUCGAUUUUGACAACCCGGAGAGUCUCAAGCCGCUCAUUGAUGGCGGGACUGAGGGCUUCAAAGGACAGGCUCGUGUGAUCCUCCCCACCCUGUCCUCCUGCAUUGAGUGCCAACUCGACAUGCAUGCGCCUCGACCAGCUGUCCCACUCUGCACCAUCGCCACCAUCCCCCGCCAGCCUCAGCACUGCAUCGAAUGGGCCCACCAGAUUGCCUGGCAGGAGCAGCGCAAGGACGAGCCCUUUGACAGCGACGACAUGGAGCACAUCGGCUGGGUCUACCAGACCGCCCUCGAGCGAGCAAAGCAAUUCAACAUCUCAGGCAUCACCUUCCAAAUGGCCCAGGGUGUAGUGAAAAACAUCAUCCCCGCCAUCGCCUCCACCAACGCUGUCAUCGCGGCCGCUACCACCUCCGAAGCACUGAAGAUCGCUACCUCCUGCAACCCCUACCUCGAGAACUACAUGAUGUACGCAGGCGAGGACGGCGUCUACACUUAUACCUUCGAGGCGGAGAAGAAGGCCGACUGUCCUGUUUGUGGGAACCUCGCCCGCAAGAUGACCGUCGACCCCGAUAUGACGCUGGAGGUCUUUAUCGAGACGCUGGGUGAACGCCCUGAAGCCCAGCUGAAGAAGCCCAGCAUGCGAACCGAGGAGAAGACGCUCUACCAGCGUUUCCCGCCCCAGCUGGAGGAGCAGACUAGAUCUAAUCUCAAGCGUAAGCUUCGGGAGCUUGUCCAGGAUGGUCAGGAGAUUGCUGUUAGUGACCCUGCGUAUGUCAUUGACUUUCGAUACCGGUUGAUUUUCAGUUAAUGCGCUUGUUGUGGCUCGAAUGAGAUAUAUAUGCAUUACGAUUUUUAUUGUUAUUUCCCUACGACU